This is a messenger RNA of Plutella xylostella (diamondback moth), 3633 nucleotides long. The record is from RefSeq and is a predicted model, not a curated record. NCBI's taxonomy places the organism in Eukaryota, Metazoa, Arthropoda, Insecta, Lepidoptera, Plutellidae.
GGCUUAUGGGUGGACGAUAAAAGAAUCGAAGAAUAUUUUAUCGCUACAUUCAAUCCGUUUUUCAUGUAAUUUCCUGUAAGAAUCUAGGUAUACUUAAGGUUAGUAUCGCGUAUAGACACAGUCUGACUGAGUGGUCGACUCGCGCGCACAGCGCGGUGCACGGGCGCGGACAUCGCGACCAGCAUCGACGCGCGCAUCGUGCUCCCUCGUCUGGGGACCUGCCGGUCGUUCCGCGUUGAGACACACGCCAACAAAACUCUAAUGAUACUAGAGAACUGCGCCGAACCCAACUUAGGCUGCUGCAUACUCUUGCGCGGGGGCUCCCUAGCAGAACUAACCAAAGUGAAGAAAGUCGUCAAAUUCCUCCUCCUAGCCUAUUACAACUGGAAACUAGAGAGGGCAUUCCUACACGACAUCGAAACUGUCCUCCCUGAGCCAGGGAUGAACUUUGAUGACCUUGACGAUGAAGAAACAAAAGAUAAAACAACCAAUGAUGAAGAUAACAAAUCUGCCAAACUAGAAACUGAUAAUCAGAAUGAUCCUACGGAGAAAAAAUCUGUGAAACUAGAAACUGAUCAGAAAGUUGAAGACAAAGAUGAUCCGUUGCAAAAGAAACCGUUUGUGAGGAAAGUGGAAAGUGAUAAGAAUUUAAGUUGUGGCGUCCCGAUUAGAGACUUCAGUGAUCCGUUGAGAGCUUCGCAGAUGGGUAGUGAUGAUGAGGUUUUUGCGCCAGUUGAAGAGGCCUCUCUGAAGGCUGAUAGUCUAAAUGACAGAUGGUCAACAGACGACGUAGUCCUCUCCAUGUCGCCCAACAUCGUGGUGAACCCGCCCUACCUACAGACAGAAGUGGGACGCGCGUGCCCGCUGCGGCGCUACUACCCCGAACAGCUGUUCCCGCCGCCGCCCGCCCUCGCGCCGCCGCCCGCCCACGCGCAGCCGGUGGUGCAAGCUGACGAGCUGAGGCUUAAGGAGCUCCACCCGUUCCUCACACAAACCAUCACAGCGCCGGCGGACGACAACACACUCCGGGCCUCGCUCGCUCACUACCGCGCCACGGGCUGCCGGCUCGCCGACAACGAUCAUACACUAAGCUGCCCAAUGUUCAACCCGUCUAUACUGAAGAAAGAGGCGCAGAAAGAGACACAAGUAGACACUACCAGUGAGAAAGACAAGGACAAGAGUACCUACCUCGACCCACUUGCACCGGAAAACCACCAAGUUCUGAGUCUGCUGUUCUACAGUUUCAGCAACAAGUCCGCUAAUGUGCCCGACUUUUGUGUCAACCCUUGGAUAAUGAACAUAGACCUGUACGGCCGGCGAGACAUCACUCUGGGAGCGUUUCUGGAGAAGUAUUGCUUCAACGGGGAGACCAAGUGUCCGUCGACUAACUGCCAAGUGCCGAUGAACCAACAUGUGCGAAGGUACUGUUAUACACAUAUCUGUUUUACUUGCAGAUUCGUCCAUGAGGAUGUGUGUAUACAAAUCACUUGCAACACCAUCGGUCACAGCAACGUCGAUAAAGUCACCGAUGACAAGAAUAAUCAGGUGAUGUUCUGGUCGCGUUGCACGUCCUGCGGGCGGGCGGCGCGCGCGCGGCGUCUCUCCUCACUAGCUCGUUCCCUCUCGCUCGCUCAGUACAUAUCGUUACGCGCGCGCGCCCCGCGCCUGCUGCGCGCCGCCUGCGAGCAUCCCGCGCAACGACACGACCAUUACUUCGCUACGAGGCUCACUACUGCGUGUUUCAAAUAUAGCAAGAUCACAAUGUGGGACAUCUCGCUGCCGCCCGCCGUGGUCUCGACGCGCUACGACACGCGAGUCAUGCGGGACGCGUUGGUGGGCCAACUCAACGAACUCAUGCUGAAAGCUCACGAAACAUUCAGCGCACUGCCAGCCGGCGCGGCGGCCGAACUGGGCGGGUUCAAGCAACUCACCGAGACGCUGCAACUGUCGCUGGCCUCGCCCAGUCUGCACCCGCUGACCACGCCCGGCGUAGUGCGCCAUCUGUGGAGCGUGUCGGACAAGAUCAUAGCGGGCGAGAAGAUGGUGCGGGACCUGCAGGAGAAGUGGGCCAGCCCCGCCAAGCCUGUCAAGGCUCAGGAUAUAGUGGAUGAAAAGUCAUCGGAUCUAGAAGACUCGGGUGCCGGCGAGACCAGCCAUGAAAAAACUGAUUUAGUGGCCAAAGAUGAAACAGAUCGACCAGGUGAAGAAGAUGAAGAGAAAGGAGAUAAGAAAACUGUGAGACAAAUCCUAGCGCAGCUUCUGUCGAACAACCAACCCUGCAAUCAGGCGGGCAUGAUAAUAUCCCACGGGCUGCUGCCGGUGGUGGUGUUCGCGGGGGAGAUCGGCUCCGUGAUCGCGGCCGCGCUCGCCUCCGUCACCUACCAGCGCUCGCUGCACACUGCGCUCAGUCAACACCCAGAUCAAGAGGAGUCUGACGUGACCAGCUCCGGGAAAGAAGACAAGAAGACCGACAGCGAGAAGACCAAGGCGGCCAAGACCAACGACCACAUCGAAGUGCAGUUGAAGGACGGUCUCCUCUGCCGCGUGUACUACGCGAAGCAGUUCCACAAGCUGCGCCACAUGCUACUAGCGCCGCUCACUAGCAACCCGGACAUUGUGGACGAGUUCUCGCGCGCCCCGCCGAGCAAGGCAGAAGUGGAGAGGUGUUGCACCGAUGAGGCGAAAGAGGUGAAGACGCUAUGCGACAUAGAAGAGGGUUUCAUCAGGUCACUGGCUCACUGCGUGCCGUGGGCCGCGCUCGGGGGCAAGUCGGGGUCUACAUUCUGUAAAACUAAAGAUGACCGAUACGUAUUGAAAGAGAUGACGAAACCAGAGUGGCAACAGUUCCUGGAGUUCGCACCGCACUACUUCAACCACGUCAUACACGCGCACCAGAACACGCUGCCUACCCUGCUAGCCCGAAUCCUCGGAGUAUUCAGCGUCGGCGGCGCCGGCAACGGAGUCCUCGUAAUGGAGAACCUUCUCUAUGGUUGUCCACCUCAAACCCGCCGCUUCGACCUGAAGGGGUCGUCGCGGCCGCAGCGCGAGCCCGAGCCCGCCGUCAUGCAGGACCACUAUCUGCUGCGAGACACUAGUAAUAUCCACUCGUGUGUACUCUAUGGUUGUCCGCCUCAAACCCGCCGCUUCGACCUGAAGGGGUCGUCGCGGCCGCAGCGGGAGCCCGAGCCCGCUGUGAUGCAGGACCACUAUCUGCUGCGAGUCCGCUGGGAAACCCAAUUCUACGUGUACACGCACGCGGCCCGCGUCCUUUUCGCGUGCAUCGAGCGAGACGCCGCCUUCCUCGCCACGCACUGCGUGAUGGACUACUCCUUGCUGCUUGGAGUCACGCACAGCGAGCUGCUGCUCGGACUCAUCGACUACAUCCGAACGUUCACGUGGGACAAAAAGCUCGAGCAUUACGUCAAGAAAAACCUCCGCUCCGGACAGCCUACAGUGGUGUCCCCCGAGCAGUACCGGCGGAGGUUCCUCGCCGCCAUGCGCAAGUACUUCAUGCAGUGCCCCGACCACUGGGACCGGUUCUACACUCAGCCCGUGAUUGACUCCGUUUCAUUUUAAAUAGCAGUGCGAAGAAGGAAGAAAGAGUAGAUAUUAUUACAUAAUCAACGUUGAAAA